Molecule: messenger RNA, 927 nt
Organism: Galeopterus variegatus (Sunda flying lemur)
Lineage: Eukaryota; Metazoa; Chordata; Mammalia; Dermoptera; Cynocephalidae
Gene: ATP6V0A4
Product: ATPase, H+ transporting, lysosomal V0 subunit a4
Exons: 5
Coding region: 25-612 (195 amino acids)
Biological process (GO): vacuolar acidification; proton transmembrane transport
Cellular component (GO): vacuolar proton-transporting V-type ATPase complex; plasma membrane; proton-transporting V-type ATPase, V0 domain
Molecular function (GO): proton-transporting ATPase activity, rotational mechanism; ATPase binding
Source: RefSeq, a predicted model, not a curated record
GAAGUCCAAAGUUUCUUUGUCAUUAUGGCUUUGAUUUCUGUGCCAUGGAUGCUUCUGAUUAAGCCGUUUGUUCUUAGAGCCAAUCAUCGGAAAUCCCAGCUGCAGUUAUCCAUGAGCCAAGCAGAUGCUGCGGAGGACAUUGAAGGUCACAGCUCUGGCCCUUCCAGCACUUCUGGUCAAAGUACUUCAGCAGGUGCCCACGGGGCCCAGGACGACCACGAGGAAGAGUUCAACUUCGGAGACGUCUUUGUCCAUCAGGCCAUCCACACCAUCGAGUACUGCCUGGGUUGCAUUUCCAACACAGCCUCCUACCUCCGGCUCUGGGCCCUCAGCCUGGCACAUGCACAACUGUCUGAAGUGCUCUGGACCAUGGUGAUGAACAUUGGCCUCCGCCUGCGAGGCUGGGGAGGACUCGUCGGGGUUUUUAUCAUUUUUGCCAUAUUUGCUGUUCUGACGGUAGCCAUCCUUCUGAUCAUGGAGGGCCUUUCCGCUUUCCUGCACGCCCUGCGACUGCACUGGGUGGAGUUUCAGAACAAGUUCUACGUUGGGGCUGGUUACAAGUUUUCUCCGUUCUCCUUUAAACACAUCCUGGAUGGGACAGCCGAGGAGUAGGUGCCGUCUGUCCUCCUGCCUGGGCGUCUGCACCAGUAGAAGCUCAGCCUCGUCUUUGCUGUCAGCCCGUGCAGGGCGGUCAGUGGCAGGUGGCUAACCUGAAGCAUGAAGCUCUGUAUUAUUUGGUUAUAAGCCUCGGGAUUUGAUAAGACUUAACCACGUUGUAGAGGAAUUACGUGGGCAAGACAUUUUUCCUUCCUGUGGGGUCUUAAUUUUCAAGUAACAUGAUUGGGAAGUGAGGGGCAGUACCAAACUGAUGUUUUCUUGUAAUAUUUUCAACAUUAUAUUCAAGGAAAUAAAUAUCUGGGUCAUGCA